This is a messenger RNA of Aspergillus udagawae, 1983 nucleotides long. RefSeq lists its product as uncharacterized. Lineage: Eukaryota; Fungi; Ascomycota; Eurotiomycetes; Eurotiales; Aspergillaceae. The transcript is spliced from 2 exons. The coding region runs from base 1 to 1983 and encodes 660 amino acids. The record is from RefSeq and is a predicted model, not a curated record.
AUGGCUCAGAAAAAACGCGUUCGCCAAACAACCACGGCCCUAUUCACACAGCUUCCUACAAACGGGCGAAUUCCUUUCAAGCAAGUCCUACAAGCGACUUGGGUUGCAAUGUUUGCUCUCUUUAUCGGAAUCUGCUUCGUUCUCGCAAUCGCCUUCUCCGUAGAUGGAAAGCCCACAAGUAGCAAUAAGUGGUAUGAAUACGCUCCGACGUUUGUCGCUUUGGGAGCAGUCGUACUUCGAGGGUCGGUCACCGCUUUGCUCGGGAUUACGCUUUAUCAAAACCUGUGGCAGAAUGUUGCCGCGCCGGCCAAGGCUAAUGAGGAGCCGCGCGUUGAGACGGGAGGAGAGGGAGGCAUCCCGUUAAAGAGGGUUGAGUCGCUGCACUUGGCUUCGCGUUUGGCGGUCGGCAUGUUAGCCUAUCCGUUGUUCAGGGCUGGCUGGAUAAUUGGUUUCCUGGGACUUGCCGUAACCUCUGCUGUCCAGCCUGUCCUGCAGUCCGCCAUUACAGUCAGGCAAGAGAGGCAGGUCAUUCCUAUGGGUUUACCGAUAUAUCACCCCCAGUUUAACGGAUCGCUUGCCUUAAGCGACUCAGCAGCAAUGCUUGCAGCGGGUCCGACGACAAUAUCGAGGAGAUCAGCAGUCGCAGCUCUGAUGGGAGAGAAAAGCGGACUUCGUUACACAGAUGCCAACGUUACUGGUAUUGCAAAUUUUGGCCCCGUCAAGUACCUCGAUGUUACCUGUAACAUUGACGCUGUCCCUGGAAUCAAAUCCAAUCAAGGCGGCUGGGACCUAUACAAUUUCACCUACCGAUAUCCAGACGCGGAACACGUUUCGGAUGAUUUUGAUUUGACCAAAUUCCGAGAUGUAUUCAAUACCUCGGUCCUGUAUGACGGAGUUGAAAUUUCGCUGGCUGCCAAAUCAAAGGUAGAAGUGCAAGCCGUCAUGUUCAACAACACACAUUACCUUAGGCACCUAUGCAUGGUUCAAACCGCGAUUGGAAGCUGUGCCACUCCUAUUACAGCCGGCAUUGGAAGCAUGGGCGACCUCGCCUGCUUGAGAGGUCAGUUUAUUAAUGUCGACAGCGACCUCGAUAAGGCCGGUUCAUUCUACGGACCGGCUGGUGGAGUGAUGUCUCUAUUCGGCUCUUUUUUAGAAGUAUUUGCCGGGAAAGCGCUGCUCAAUAUACGUAACCGACUUAACCCUGGUAAAUCUCUGUUUAUGAUGGGAACCAUCAUCGCGGAUACGGAUAAAACGCUCGUCAUGCCGUCAGAUCUCUUGUCACAUAUGCAGCGAGUGCUCUGGGUCACGCCUUUGCUCGCAAAAUUCGGUACUCCGGAACAAGAGGCACUAAACGUCACAAUGUCCGUCUUAGAUGAGCGUAACGUAAUCGUCUACAAAAUCGACAAGCCGCGAAUCAUCGUCACGGUCGCCGUCCUCCUUAUCAUCGGUCUCGGGUGUUUGGUCUAUCUAUCUCUUUGCAGUAGCGGAGCUUGCGGACGUCUCACAAGAGACAGCCUGGUUCAUUCCCUCACGGUGGCGGGCCCGAAUGGCCCUGCGAUCAAGGGGGCGUGCUUGGCUUCUUUGGACGAAAUAUUAGAUAAAGCGGGAGAUGAGAAACUCAAGUUUGGUGUGCUUCUAGCGGCAACGGACUCGGUAAGCGGACAUCUUGGGUUUGCAGAACAGCCUCUCGCACCGGGAUCUCACGAGAGUACACCAGUUACAACUGUUGGAAAACCGGUGCCAGGGAGGUGCUUAGUUCAAUUGCUCCUCACUGCAGACAAGCUCGAGCUUUCCGAGCGAAACGAUCCGAAGGUCUGCGUGUUGCGGCUGGUCAGUAACUGGCUGUGCAACGAGGCAAAUGGAGGAUGGAUGAUGAUCGUGGAUAAUGCAGACGUCAUCGAGGUAUUCUAUCCAACUCGAGCAUGCAAGAGGGAUGAAUCCCUCGCGACGGCAUCAGCACCACUGGCGGCUUACCUCCCUUAA